This is a messenger RNA of Rubroshorea leprosula, 1553 nucleotides long. NCBI's taxonomy places the organism in Eukaryota, Viridiplantae, Streptophyta, Magnoliopsida, Malvales, Dipterocarpaceae. The record is from the annotation of a GenBank genome assembly.
AGAGCCUCAACAGUCUGUGCAACCUAAGCACGACGCCACCAAGGUCGCCGCCAAGGUAGAGUUAAAACCUUGAACAAGAUUAAGUGAAAUGGCGGAAGACCCAUUUUUUUAUGCUCUUAUUUUUCUUAUGUAAUGAGGUGUUGCUAUCAAAGUGUUAAUUUGGUUAUGAAAUUUAUUCAAUUCACAGACAAUGGAGGAGGAAGAGAAGGCCUAGGAGAGGGAGUUGAGUGAUUUGUUCAAGACUGUUGUUAGUCAACCCAAAGUGCCUGUUGGUGUCGAUCCCAAGUCCAUGGUAUGUGAAUUCUAUAAAGUGGGACAGUGUCAAAAAGGUUUUAAGUGCAAGUUCUCACAUGAUCUGAAUGCUCAGAGGAAGGGAGAGAAGAUUGACCUUUACAGCAAUAAGCAUGAUGAAGAAACAAUGGAGGACUGAGAUCAAGAGACUUUGGAGAAAGUUGUGAAGUCAAAAAAGAAAGAGUAUAAUCAGAACAAACCUACUGAUAUUGCUUGUAAAUACUUCUUGGAAGCUGUGGAAAAGAAACAAUAUGGAUGGUUUUGGGUCUGUCCAAAUGAUGGAAAGGACUGCCAUUACAGGCAUGCUCUUCCUCCUGGAUGUCUUAAAAUCUCAGAUGAAGGCCCUAAUAGAGGAUGAGGCUGAAAAAAUACCCAAUUAAGAGGAUUGAGAAUCAGCGUGCAAAAAUAACAACUUCAAUGCCUAUGACUCCUGAGUUGUUUAUGGAAUGGAAGAAGAAGAAGACUGCAGAAAAGGAAGAUGGUUUGGCUACGCAGAAGGCUGAGAGGGCUAAGAAUGACCAUAUGAGUGGAUGUGAGCUGUUUAUGUCAGAUGCUAGUUUAUUUGUGGAUGAUGCUGAGGCUUAUGAGAAAUACCAAAGAGAGGAGGAAUCUGAUGCUCCAGAACAGAAGGUUAAUAACAAUUCUGCUGCCAAUGAACAAAGCACUUCAGCAACAUCUGGUGGUGAUGCUGAAGUUCUUCCUGAGGAUUAUAAUGACGAUGGUGAUGAACUCGACAUUGGUGAGUUAAAUGAACUGGAAGCAAGCUUAGCAAAAAUGUCAAUCCAAAUUCAGGAGCCUAAUAACGAUGUUUAACUUUGCAAGAGCCUUCAGUCUUCAUGCAUUUUAAUGCAUCAAAUUGCAUGAUCGUGCUGUUCAAGCAUCUGCCUUCACUUGCCAUUUGAAACUCUGGACUUCAUGGUCAUUGACACUUUGAUCUCUUUAUAGUUCUGUUACGAACUUGGUGGUGAUUGAGCGUGUGACAGAACUGCUGAAGCUGUCCCAGUUUCUAGGAAAUGAAUCAUGAGUAUGAUUGUUACUCCCGUAAUUCUAGCAGGCUCUGGAGCAUAUAGAAGCAUGAUCAUUUUUGAAAGUGCGGUGGUAAUUUUUUGGAUGUGGUUUGUAUACUUUUAACAGUGAUUUUUUCUCAGUUACCUGGUUUCUCCAACAACUGUGUCAUCGUCCCCCGCAUCAUUGCUGACAGUAAAAUUUUGUCCUGUCCUGCUUUGAUUUAACGUGGGAAUGAUUAAAGGGGAAACUUGAGC